This is a messenger RNA of Aspergillus versicolor CBS 583.65, 1192 nucleotides long. Its product is annotated as alpha/beta hydrolase. The coding region runs from base 179 to 1114 and encodes 311 amino acids. The record is from RefSeq and is a predicted model, not a curated record. Lineage: Eukaryota; Fungi; Ascomycota; Eurotiomycetes; Eurotiales; Aspergillaceae. The transcript has a single exon.
CGGGGCUUCAAGCCAUGCUGCUCAUUGUAUAUUACGAUAUCGUCAAUGUAGAUACUAAUAAAUGACCUGUCUCCGUCGUGACCGUCACUGAUCUGGCGAGCCAUUUAUUUCCUUCCAGCCACCAACCUCAUCAAACAGCGCAGGGAUAUCAAAGAAUUAUUUCUCAGUAUCAAUUAUCAUGCAUGAUUCCGCCAACGCUGAACAGGAUCCCGCCGCGGUAGCCAUCCGAGGAAAAGAGAUCACUGGGCCGGACAUCUUCCAAAAGUCCAACGAUGAGACCUCAGCAGUUCCUCCGCCGGAACUGAUUUCCGAAAUGUUCAGUGACAUCCCAAACGGAGGAACCGACAUGUCGUACGGGGAGAAGGAUUCGCAGCGGCUACGCUUUUGGAAGGGCAUAUCAUCCAAUGCCCCGAUUAUUGUCUUCGUGCACGGUGGCGGUUGGCGAGUGGGAACAUAUUUGGAUUCUGUUGGAUCGACCAAAGUCAGCCACCUUACCAGCAAAGGGUAUUCGUUUGCUAGUGUUAACUAUACACUUGUCCCUACUGUUGCUGUCGAGGAGCAGGUGCAGGAGGUGGCUGACUCGAUUGGGUACUUGGUUAACAAUGCAGUGAGCCUUAAUAUUGACCCAGGACGUCUCGUUCUUAUGGGCCACAGCUCCGGGGCGCAUGUCGUUACACUUCUCGGGACUGAUUCGAGCUAUGUGGAACGAGCAGGGGUAAGUCUUGACGCCAUCCGCGGUAUUAUAGCUCUGGAUGGUUCAUACUAUAAUGCACCAGCCGAGAUCCUUGACAGCCCUGGCCCUGUGGCUGAGAACAUGAUCUACGCACUGGGCAGUGACCCUGAGCGUCUCAAGGCAAUGUCUCCCACUUACCACGCUCGAGGGCCAAAUGCAGAAGCUUUCUUGCUUCUUCAUGUGCAUAGGCAGGGGGACAUCCGACAGGCCAUGGAGCUGGAGGCUGCGUUGAAGGCUGCAGGGACCAGUGCUGCUGUGCAUGUAUUCGAGGGUCAGGGAUUCCACGGCCAUGUACGAAUGCUCCUGCGCCUUGGGGAUGUGGAUUAUCCAGCGACGGUUGUGAUGGAUAACUGGCUGAGGGAGCAUGUUCCGAUUAGUUGACAGCUUAUAUAUUCAUCUGUGCCAUGAAGUAAUGCACGUUAUUCUGUUUGAUGUAGUUUAAGACUAAGAGCAAUCAGG